Molecule: messenger RNA, 2216 nt
Organism: Camellia sinensis
Lineage: Eukaryota; Viridiplantae; Streptophyta; Magnoliopsida; Ericales; Theaceae
Source: RefSeq, a predicted model, not a curated record
UUUCGUGGGCUUGUGUUCUGUUACAGCCGAUGGAUACACAUGUAAUGUUGAUAUGUUGUUACGAUACUACAAAUGUCGUUGUCAAUUUGGAAGCCCCAUUCCGAUUUCAGGACUUGGUGAAUCAUGUUUGCGAAAAAUUCUCCGGACUCACACCUGCCAAUCUGUGUUAUUUCUUCAAAAUGCCAGGUUACAAUAACUUCACAUUACAGAACGAUGUCGAUAUGCAGAACAUGAUAUCUCUUGCUCGAUCUUUUCGGGUGCAAUGCAUUGAUGUUAUCAUUGAGGUACCACGUGCGGGAUAUUCAGAAAAUGUUCACUAUCCCAACAACAAUGUACACAUUGGUCCAUGUCUGUCGGAUGGGGUGUCUGACGAGUCGGAUAUGGAUGACGAACAAGAUUGUUUGGACAAAUAUUGUCCCCACGUCGAUAAGGUUUUUUUGUCUGCUCCAUGGGCGAAUGGAAUUCGAAAUGUUGGUCAAAGUUUUGAAGGGGGAGCUGCUGAAUUUCGAACAGUUCUUCGGAAGUAUGCGGUGGAGUGCGGAUUUCGCUUCAAAUAUAUUAAGAAUGAUUCUGUUCGGAUUACAGCAAUAUGCAUGAUGCGCGAAUCGAAGGGAUGUAUGUGGUCAGUACACGCACGUGUUUUACAUGCCAAUGGGUUUUUCUACGUACGUAAGUGGAAUGGCUUGCACACUUGUGGUGUUUCCGUUCGGACACCCAAAAACCCAAGGGCUGGUUCUGACUUAGUGUCUGAUGUAAUUUCUGAACGGGUGCGUGACAAACCCCUGACACGUCCCACUGAUGUUGUGUACGACUUGAAAAAAGAUUACGGUUUGGAGGUUAGCUAUCGGGUUGCCUGGUUAGGUGUCGAAAAAGCCCGUGGUGAAAUGUUCGGUGCACACUCAAUCUCGUUUGACCAAUUACGUUGGUACAGCGAUGCAGUUAUGGCUAACAACCCAGGCAGCUAUAUCAACAUUGAGUACGACGAACAACACAACCGUUUCUCACGGUAUUUCAUAUCGUUCAAAGCAUGUAUUGAUGGUUUCACCCAUUGCCGACCAAUGCUUUUUUUGGAUGGGACAUUUCUAAAGGGGAAAUUUAAGGGGAAUUUGCUAGCCGCCACAGCGAAAGAUGGCAACCAAGGUCUAUUCCCUUUAGCCAUAGCCAUUGUUGAUUCGGAGAACAAUACAAAUUGGGAUUGGUUUCUGGGACACCUCGCAAACGUAUUAAACGGCCGAAGAGAACUAACAUUUUUGUCCGACCGACACGCAGGCCUGCUGGAAUCAAUCCCAGCCAUAUUUCCCACAUCACAUCACGCAUUUUGCUUAGAACAUUUGCAACGUAACUUGCAAGACAAAUUACGCUACGUCAACAGUUCAUACCGCGCGUGUUUGUUAUCAAAAUUCCGAUCUUGUGCGUAUGCACCAACAGUUGUUGCAUUCAAUGAGAAAUUGGAGGAGUUCAUGAAGGCUAGUCCCAAGGUCGCACCAGCUUUCUUAAAAGAUUUACCGCCACAGUACUGGGCAAAUGCGCAUUUCCGGUACGCAGUUACCACUUCAAAUUUGUCCACAUUAAUAUUGUGUCAUGCUCACGAUGCCACCUUGUAGAUUUAUGUCCAACAAAAUCACUAACAAAGUCACCGUAUCUAUUCCGACAGCGGUUCGCGUUAUGGCGAAAUGAGUUCUAAUGCCAUCGAGUCAUUUAACUCAUGGAUACGGGAAGCACGCCACCUCCCAAUCACUCAACUGGUUGACAGUAUUCGGACCAAGAUUAUGCGACAGAUGUCCAAACGCCGAAUAAAGGCACAAUCGUGGCCUGGUGUAAUUUGCCCGAAAAUGGAAGAUCGGUUAGUUAAAGCAUACAACACAGGCAGAUCAUGGCUUCUAAGUCAGUCCAACAAUGAGAUUUUCGAGGUCCACUCUUUUCCAUCAGUAAUGGUUGAUGUGGGAAGGCGUACAUGCUCAUGUUUCCAAUGGCAAAUCAAAGGGUUCCCUUGUGCUCAUGCUGUUGUUGCUAUUCGCAACAGCGGACUCGACCUUUAUGAUUCAGUCGACCCGUAUUACCAUGUGUCGGAGUAUCGGAAUUCUUACGCUUGCAACAUACAGCCCAUACCCACGGCUGGUAAACCACCUUUUAGCAUUGAAGAUUACAUCAUACAACCACCAGCUGUCAAACGACCACCGGGAAGGCCCAAAAAAAAAAAGAAUGCUUUCAAGGGG